Messenger RNA from Mucor velutinosus, 3144 nucleotides. RefSeq lists its product as uncharacterized. The transcript has 8 exons. Gene Ontology annotation, molecular function: helicase activity; ATP binding; RNA binding. Bases 1 to 3144 code for a protein of 1047 amino acids. The record is from RefSeq and is a predicted model, not a curated record. Gene Ontology annotation, cellular component: intracellular anatomical structure; catalytic step 2 spliceosome. Lineage: Eukaryota; Fungi; Mucoromycota; Mucoromycetes; Mucorales; Mucoraceae.
AUGGACUUGCACUCUUGGGUAUCUGACAAUACCAUGAAGCUUCUUGGUAUGUCUGAGACUACCAUUGUUGAUUUUAUCAUCGCCACAGCACAAAAAGCAUCCUCACCACAAGAGCUAUAUCAGAAGCUAGUCAGUACAGGUGCACCUAGCGAUCCUACCACACAACAGUUUGCAUUCGAGCUAUUCAACAAAGUACCACGCAAACAGAGUAAAUCUGCCGCUGCUGCUGCUGCUCUGGCAGAGAAAGCACAACGCAAGAAAGAGCUAAAGGAAGAAGCUCGACUUCGCAAAGCCAACGAGUCAUUCAAAGUCGUUUUGGAAGAACCCACUGCUGAUCAAGAAGAGGAUGAAGAAGAGAGACGCAUUCGAAAAAAGGAAAAGAAGCUUCGCAAAAAGAGAAGACAAGAGGAUUUGAGCGACGAUGAUACAGAGGUCAAAAUGACUGAAAGUAGUAGAUACAAGAAGCAUGAAGGCGAAAAUUCAGAAGAGGAGCGAGAACGAGAGGCGGAAUUAGAGCGUUUACAAGAUAUCAAAGAGCGCGAUGAACUAGCACAACGACUCAAGGACAAGGACAAGGAGAGAACCAAGAAGCUUGUCGAAGAUAGAUCCGCUAAAGAGGGCAGUGAGGCACAAAAGCGUCGUAAUUUAGCAGAUGACAAGAAGGCUCGACAAGAAGCGUUGCCAGAACUGAGAACUCGAUCCAACCAACAAUACUUGAAAUACCGUGAAGAACAACAAUUAGCGCUUUUGGAACAAGAGAUUGCAGAUGAAGAGCGAUUCUUUAGUGGACAAAAGAUGACUCGCCGAGAAAUUAAGGACUUGGAGUACAAGAAGGAGGUGCUUCGUUUAGCAAAGGCUCGCAUGAACAUUGAUACCAAGGAAGACGGUUAUAUGAUGCCCGAGGAUUACAUUACAGAGAAGGGUAAAAUUGACCGCAAAAAGAAGGAGAAUGCUCUGUACAAGCGCUACGAAGAAGAGGAAAAGUUCGAGACAGAACACGACAUUUGGGAGAAAUCACAGAUCCAAAAAGCAACAGCCAAGCCAUCAGCAGCACAAGAAGCAGAGGAUGAAUACGACUAUGUAUUUGAUGAGGACCAAAAGAUUGAUUUUGUCAUGGCAGCCAAGUUGAACGAACCUGAUCCAAAGGAUGUCGAGUUGCUGGAACGCAUUGAUGCUGCAGAGAGAAAAGCGCAAUCCAUAGAACAGAUUAGAAAGUCGCUGCCCAUUUACCAAUACCGUGAUGAUUUACUGGCUGCUAUCGAUGAAUACCAAGUGUUGAUCAUCGUUGGUGAAACUGGAUCUGGUAAAACAACACAACUUCCUCAGUACUUGUACGAACAUGGAUUCACAAAGGACGGCAAAAAAAUUGGCUGUACACAACCUCGUCGUGUGGCUGCUAUGAGUGUGGCUGCUCGUGUCGCUGAAGAAAUGGGUGUCAUGAUGGGUCAAGAAGUAGGCUACAGUAUCCGUUUUGAAGAUUGCACAUCAGACAAGACCUGUGUCAAAUACAUGACAGACGGUAUGCUGCUGCGUGAGUUCAUGACGGAACCUGAUUUGGCUUCCUACAGCUGCAUGAUUAUUGAUGAGGCUCACGAAAGAACACUGUCUACUGAUAUUUUGUUUGGCUUGAUCAAGGAUAUUGCUCGAUUUAGACCUGAUUUGAAGUUGUUGAUCUCCAGUGCCACUAUGAACGCUCAAAAGUUCUCUGAAUACUUUGAUGAUGCUCCUAUUUUCAAUAUUCCCGGCCGUCCUUAUCCUGUCGAAAUCUACUAUACAAAGGCACCAGAGGCAAACUAUCUGCGUGCUGCUAUUACUCAAGUACUGACUAUUCAUGUCACGCAAGGAAAGGGUGAUAUUCUUGUAUUCUUGACGGGCCAAGAUGAAAUUGAAGCGGCACAGGAAGGCCUUACUCAAGCAUGCAAAUCUCUAGGCAGCAAGAUUUCAGAACUAAUGAUUUGUCCAAUCUACGCCAACUUGCCAUCAGAGCAGCAAUCUCGGAUUUUCGAACCUACACCAGAAGGCGCUCGUAAAGUCAUUUUAGCUACAAAUAUUGCAGAAACCUCAAUUACUGUCGAUGGUGUAUCAUUUGUCAUUGAUCCUGGAUUCAACAAGCAAAAGACAUUCAAUCCUAGAACUGGCAUGGAAGCAUUGACAGUCGUCCCUUGUUCUCGUGCCUCGUCCACCCAACGCGCAGGUCGUGCCGGUCGCACGGGACCAGGUAAAUGUUUCCGUUUGUUUACGCAAUGGGCAUUCUACAAUGAAAUGGAGGAGAAUACAGUACCUGAAAUACAGAGAGUGAAUUUAUCGAAUGUAGUCUUGUUGUUAAAGAGCUUGGGUAUCAAUGAUUUGGUCAAUUUUGAUUUCUUGGAUCCACCUGUUGAGGACACAAUGAUUCGGUCACUUAGUCAACUAUACGCAUUGGGUGCUUUGAACGAUAGAGCCGAAUUAACGAAGCUGGGCAGAAGAAUGGCUGAAUUUCCUAUGGAUCCAUGCUUAUCCAAAGCCAUUGUAGUCGCAGAGAAAUACGAAUGUACAGAUGAAGUAGUCUCUGUGUGUGCUAUGCUGUCAGAGCAAAGCUCUUUAUUAUACCGACCCAAAGACAAGAAGAUUCUCGCAGACACAGCACAUCAAAAUCUAGUGAAACCAGGUGGGGAUCAUUUGACACUACUCAAUAUCUGGAAUCAGUGGGUCGAAACUGAUUUCUCUGUUCAAUGGUGCUAUGAAAACUUUGUGCAAGUCAAGACAUUAGAGCGUGUGCGUAAUGUGCGUGAUCAACUAGUGCAGCUGAUGGAUCGUGUGGAAGUCAAGUUGGUCAGUAAUCCCAACCCUAACGAUCCAGUCCCUAUUCAAAAGUCCAUCACAUCUGGCUUCUUCUUUAACGCCGCAAGACUAAACAAAUCUGGCGAUUCUUAUCGCACAGUGAAGCAAAAUCAAACAGUGCAUAUUCAUCCUAGCAGUGGCAUGCUUGAAAAGAAGCCUAAAUGGUUGGUUUACUUUGAAUUGGUAUUGACAAGCAAAGAGUACAUGAGACAAGUCAUGGAGAUUCAGCCUUCUUGGUUAUUAGAUGUUGCGCCUCAUUAUUACAAGCAAAGUGAUUUGGAUAACUUGGAUGAUAAGAAAAAGAUGCCAAAAAAGGGGCAAUGA